AUGGCUAACCCACCCCCAGUUCGUCCAUGGUUUCGCUUAGCCUCAAUUCGGUCUAGCCCACCCCCACCCCCACCCCCUGCACCUGCCCCUGCCCAAGAGCCACGCCUGCCAGCAUUUAGAACUGCUUCAGCACCAUCAUCACCACAGAUUCAGCCAACUCAACCAGCUCCCCAGCCUCAAGAACACCCUUCUUCUCAACAUAACAGAUUCUCCUCUUCUUCACUCCCUACUUCCCCAGAGAAUAAAAACAUUACCCGUGUUCCCUUGCCAAGUCCCUCUCACUCUCCAAACACCUCACCUCCCCCCUCUCCUCUCGCCCUCACACCUUCCCAGUCGAGGAGCGAGACCAUGAUACCCGACCAGCCCGAGCCCAAAACCGUGCUAGUCCAGAAAACCAUCGACCCCAGGCCCAAGCCCUGGCACAAUGCCCGUCACGGAAAACACGACAGCGUCAAAGAAAGUGAAUCCAAGGAGAAGGUUGUUCACCGGAAGCUCUCGGAGUCUGAGGAGUCCGGCAUGAGAGUCAUAACCAUUGCAGGGGAAAACAGAGGAGCGUACAUGGAACUCAUCCAGUCCCCGAAGAAACACGAUCCAAAGUACCUUCACAAGAAGGGGAAUUCCAACAUCAACGUUGACGGGGUUGAAUCCGAGGGUUCGAGUGCCGAGGAAGGGACUGUGAACAAGAAGGAUAAGAAUCAGAAAGGUACGAGUUCUUCUUCGUUUCCGAUGUCUGCGUACAUGAACAGCAACGUGCAGUGUGUGAACAACUCGCUGCUGUACCACGCUUCAUGCUCCCACCACGACCCCGGAGUGCGCCUCUCUCUUUCCAAGAAACCAUCCGGGGAAGGUUUCCAUCUCAAGGAACACGCUGAUUCCAAACAUAUAUAG
Messenger RNA from Glycine soja, 888 nucleotides. Its product is annotated as arp2/3 complex-activating protein rickA-like. Bases 1 to 888 code for a protein of 295 amino acids. The transcript has a single exon. The record is from RefSeq and is a predicted model, not a curated record. NCBI's taxonomy places the organism in Eukaryota, Viridiplantae, Streptophyta, Magnoliopsida, Fabales, Fabaceae.